Messenger RNA from Gallus gallus (chicken), 2877 nucleotides. RefSeq names its product alcohol dehydrogenase 1C (class I), gamma polypeptide (gene ADH1C). The transcript is spliced from 9 exons. Gene Ontology annotation, molecular function: all-trans-retinol dehydrogenase (NAD+) activity; zinc ion binding. The record is from RefSeq and is a predicted model, not a curated record. The coding region runs from base 765 to 1946 and encodes 393 amino acids. Gene Ontology annotation, biological process: retinol metabolic process; retinoic acid metabolic process. Gene Ontology annotation, cellular component: cytosol. NCBI's taxonomy places the organism in Eukaryota, Metazoa, Chordata, Aves, Galliformes, Phasianidae.
ACUUUGUAAGAGCAGCUGCCAGGGCACUGGACAGGACUGUGUAUCAGCAGCUUGACUCGGCACAAGAAACCUGUGGGAGCAAGAUUCAAAACAGACGUGCUGGCCAACAUGAGCACAGUGGGCAAAGUAAGCGGAAUUUUUUUAGGAAAAGUUUCUUUGCUGUAGCUGAGUAAUGCAUUUUAAAUGCAGCUUCUUUGCAGGGACACCAUAAAUACUGACGGGGUAGUAUAAAUGAGAGUUUGGGAGAAAGCUGGUGCAGUAGGGCUGCCUUUCCUUGCAGACCACUGUACUCUCCUAGGAAAUGACUGCUAGGCUCUUCAAGGCAACAAUUUCAAUUCAUUUAUUUAAAUACUGAGGCGACAUAAGCUAAUAACACUAGAGUAAGAAUAAAGCUAAUUUCAAGCUCCGAUUGACUGUGUUAAUAUAUAACAUAGCAUGUAUUCGGACAAAUAAAAAAUUAUCAGCUGCACCACUCUCCCUUCUGAGAUCUCAGGCUGGUUCCGACUAUUUUUAGCUUUUUUACAUUUCAUGUAAGUUUAUUAACAGUUUGUCUCUUCUUUAGAAAACAUUGUGUUAAAUUUUAGGGUGUAACUGUGUAUGUGUUAAAACUAUCAAGCAGAAGUAAAUUCACCAAGUUCAGUUCUCUGUUCAGCCUUUGCCUGAGAGUGAUAAGGCAUUGUGGUGGAGUUACCAUGCUUUGUUUUCAGUGUAUUUAUCUCUGAGUCAGUAUGCAAGUUACCUUGCAGCUUGCAUGACCAUGCAGCAUGAUCUUCCUCCUCUGUAAAAGGGUGUGUUUCUACAGCUUGCUUUUCCUCGCUGCCACAACUUGUAAGGUUAUUAAAUGCAAGGCAGCAGUACUGUGGGAAGCGAAUAAACCAUUUUCUCUUGAGGAAGUGGAAGUUGCCCCACCAAAAGCACAUGAAGUUCGUAUUAAGAUUGUAGCCACGGGGAUCUGUCGCUCUGAUGACCACGUGGUGACUGGUGCACUGGCUAUGCCUUUUCCAAUAAUCCUUGGGCACGAGGCAGCUGGUGUCAUAGAAAGUGUUGGGGAGAAAGUAACUUCGUUAAAGCCAGGAGACGCAGUUAUUCCACUCUUUGUUCCACAGUGUGGAGAGUGCAGAUCUUGCUUAAGCACCAAGGGUAAUUUGUGCAUUAAAAAUGAUCUUUCUUCUUCACCUACUGGACUAAUGGCUGAUGGUACCACUAGGUUUACCUGUAAGGGGAAAGCAAUUCAUCAUUUUGUUGGUACAAGUACUUUCACUGAAUACACGGUAGUACACGAAACUGCUGCAGCCAAAAUAGAUUCUGCUGCUCCUCUGGAAAAAGUUUGUCUGAUUGGCUGUGGAUUCUCAACUGGUUAUGGGGCUGUUCUGCAGACUGCCAAGGUAGAAGCAGGCUCCACCUGUGCCGUCUUUGGCCUUGGAGGAGUCGGCCUCUCUGUUGUCAUGGGCUGCAAGGCAGCUGGAGCGUCCCGCAUCAUUGCCGUCGAUAUCAACAAGGACAAGUUUGCCAAGGCCAAGGAGCUAGGAGCCACCGAGUGCAUCAACCCUAAAGAUUUCAAGAAGCCUAUUCAUGAAGUGCUGACUGAAAUGACUGGCCAGGGUGUGGACUACUCCUUCGAGGUCAUCGGCCGUAUUGAAACCAUGACUGCGGCCUUGGCCUCUUGCCACAACAACUACGGAGUCAGCGUGAUUGUGGGAGUGCCUCCUGCAGCACAAAAAAUUAGUUUUGACCCCAUGCUUAUCUUCAGUGGUCGCACCUGGAAAGGGUCCGUCUUUGGAGGCUGGAAGAGUAAAGACGCCGUGCCCAAACUGGUUGCUGAUUACAUGAAGAAAAAGUUUGUUUUGGAUCCAUUAAUAACCCACACACUUCCUUUCACUAAAAUCAAUGAGGGAUUUGAUCUGCUAAGGACAGGGAAGAGUAUUCGCAGCGUCCUCGUAUUGUAAUUUUCUUGAUGGCUUAGCAGCAGUACAAACUUCAUUCUGCUCCAGUACAACUGACACGAAUCAGAUAUUUCUGAAAGCAUCACCACCGCCUGCGCUUAAAAGGAUCAAACUCAGCAUCCAGACUUCAAGCAAAGCACUUAGAAUGGAAAUAAUAAUCUUUCCUCCCAUCUUUUGAUCUUUAUUACUGCUUUCAAGUUACUGCAUCAUAAUGUCUAUUUCUCUUAAUAUCCAAUAAUGAUAUUACAGUCUGUGCUGCUGGAACAGGUGUUAGGAAAGGUUUGGUUUGAUUUCUGACCUUUAACUGUGAAUACCAAGUAAUUGGGAAGAAAUAGGUGACAGGUGACAAUCUGCAAAAGAUCAAACUAAGAAUCUUAUGGCUUUUUCUGCAUUUGUAAUCAAGAAACAGGAACAGAAGCUAUUCAACCCCCUCACUAUGAAACCUGUUUCUGCAUCUGAUCACACAGAAGAAACAAAAUUUCUUACUACCUCGCCUGAACUUCCCCCACUGCACCUCUGCACCAUUCCAGUGCAUCCCAUGAUGCUACCAAAUCAAAUAUCCUAUGAAUGCUACCAAAACAAAUACAGAAUCUUGCUGCUUUCGGCAACCGAGAAGUGUGGACAGAGGCACUUCUGUCUUGGAAAACAUGGUCAAUAACGACUUAUCUUUUUAAAGAGAUGACAGCCCCUUCCAGUAGUCCUAAGAACACAAAGGUAGACUUACAGUGCUUGCCCAAUAGCUGGGUAAAGGAGACUGAAAUAAGGGGACAGAGAAAACAAUGACUUACACGUGUCAGCUGAACAAGUCCUUGAGCAGCCAAGCAGGGUUAAUGAUUUGAAGACAGGUUUACUGAGAGAUUAGACCUAUCAGAAAGAGCUGCUCAAACAUAUAUGCUUCUAAUAAAGUCAGCUUGCACAGCAAUUAAGACCCAAA